Perognathus longimembris pacificus (Pacific pocket mouse) is the source of this 1434-nucleotide messenger RNA. It is a transcript of the gene Rxfp3, whose product is annotated as relaxin family peptide receptor 3. Gene Ontology annotation, biological process: G protein-coupled receptor signaling pathway; immune response. Gene Ontology annotation, molecular function: G protein-coupled receptor activity. Bases 1 to 1434 code for a protein of 477 amino acids. The record is from RefSeq and is a predicted model, not a curated record. NCBI's taxonomy places the organism in Eukaryota, Metazoa, Chordata, Mammalia, Rodentia, Heteromyidae. The transcript has a single exon. Gene Ontology annotation, cellular component: membrane.
AUGAUCGAGGAGUCCUUAUGCAUGCAGGGGGCUGCUGCAACCACCUCAGCCACCAUGAAUAAGGCAGCUGGAGGCGACGAGUUUGCAGAACUCUUGAGGCUGAUCCCAGACCUGCUGCAGUCGGCGAACACCAGCGGCAACGCGUCGCCACAGCUUGAGGACUUGUGGUGGGAGCUGGGGUUGGAGUUGCCCGAUGGCGCUGCCCCUGGGCACCCCCCGGGCAGCAGCGGGGCAGACAGCGCAGACACAGAGUCCCGGGUUCGGAUCCUCAUCAGCGCCGUGUAUUGGGUGGUUUGCGCCCUGGGGCUGACGGGCAACCUGCUUGUUCUCUAUCUAAUGAAGACCAAGCAGGGCUGGCGCAAGUCCUCCAUCAACCUCUUCGUCACCAACCUGGCGCUGACGGACUUCCAGUUCGUGCUCACUCUGCCCUUCUGGGCGGUGGAGAACGCGCUGGACUUCAAGUGGCCCUUUGGCAAGGCCAUGUGCAAGAUCGUGUCCGUGGUGACCUCCAUGAACAUGUAUGCCAGCGUGUUCUUCCUCACUGCCAUGAGUGUGGCACGCUACCACUCGGUGGCCUCAGCUCUUAACAGCCACCGGGCCCGUGCGCACGUCCGUGGCAAUUGCUGGGGCCAGAACUGGGGGGACACUUGCUGCUUCUCAGCCAAGGCACUGUGUGUGUUGAUCUGGAGCUUGGCCAUGCUGGCCUCCCUGCCCAAUGCCAUUUUCUCCACCACCAUCAGGGUGAUGGACGAGGAGCUAUGCCUGCUGCGCUUCCCUGACCAAUGGCUGGGCCGAGACAGGCAGUUCUGGCUGGGUUUGUACCACUCGCAGAAGGUGCUGCUAGGCUUCGUGCUGCCCAUGGGCAUUAUCAGCCUUUGCUACCUGCUGCUGGUGCGCUUUAUCUCCGACCGGCGCGUGGUGGGAGUGGAAGGAGGGCCCACCGCGGCCGGAGGAGGCCUGACCUCAGCCAGCGCCCGGAGACGCGCCAAGGUCACCAAGUCAGUGACCAUCGUGGUCCUCUCUUUCUUCCUGUGUUGGCUGCCCAACCAGGCCCUCACCACCUGGAGCAUCCUCAUCAAGUUCAACGCGGUGCCCUUCAGCCAGGAGUACUUCUUGUGCCAGGUCUACGCCUUCCCCGUGAGCGUGUGUCUGGCACACUCCAACAGCUGCCUCAACCCCAUCCUCUACUGCCUAGUGCGCCGCGAGUUCCGAAAGGCGCUCAAGAACCUGCUGUGGCGGAUCGCCUCGCCUUCCCUCACCAACAUGCGCCCCUUCACAGCCACCACCAAGCCAGAGCCCGAGGAUCAGCACGGGCUGCAGGCCUUGGCACCUUUGCAGGCUGCAGCGGAGCCUGAUCUGCUCUACUACCCACCCGGCGUGGUGGUCUACAGUGGGGGACACUAUGACCUGCUGCCCAGUAGCUCAGCCUACUGA